This is a messenger RNA of Anopheles cruzii, 1032 nucleotides long. Its product is annotated as retinaldehyde-binding protein 1-like. Lineage: Eukaryota; Metazoa; Arthropoda; Insecta; Diptera; Culicidae. The record is from RefSeq and is a predicted model, not a curated record. The transcript has 2 exons. Gene Ontology annotation, cellular component: membrane. Gene Ontology annotation, molecular function: phosphatidylinositol bisphosphate binding. The coding region runs from base 1 to 978 and encodes 325 amino acids.
AUGGAACGUGGACAGACCUUCUUUCCGAGUGCUGGCCCACCGGAGGGUGAUUUCGUGGCACAGUUGGACGAAAUUGCGCGGACCGAGUUGCGUGAGGAUGAGCAAGUGCGAAAUCAAUCACUGGCCCGGAUGCGCGAGUGGAUCGCCAAGAACGGUCGUAUUCGGCGGUGCCGUACCGACGACCGGUUUCUGUUGAGGUUUCUGCGCGUGAAAAAGUUCUCUAUUCCGGGUGCGUGUGAGAUGCUGGAGAAGUAUCUGAUGAUUCGCCAAACGUAUCCACGGUGGUUCGCGCGGCUUGAUCCGGAUGAUGGCGAUCUGCGUGCGGUGCUGGAUGCAUGUUGUUUGUUGCCGAUUGGCCGCGAUCCGGCCACGGGCCGAAUCGUGGUGUUCGGCGUCGUAAGGAAUUUUAACGCACAGCGCUUCAACUCCGACAUGAUGAUCCGAUUGAACAUGUUGGUGGCCGAGGCGCUGCUGGACGAGGAACCGAACCAGAUCGCCGGAUUUACGCACAUCUUCGACAACGGUGGCAUGACGAUGGCGCACGUCACCUGCUGGACGCUGGAAAACCUGGCCGGUUAUCUACGUAGCGUCAUCAAUGCGGUGCCGGUGCGCCUGAAGGAAAACCAUUUCGUGAGCGUUCCCACGUUCGCGGCUCAGAUCAGCAAGUACUGCCUAUCGUUCGCCAGUGAUAAGCUGCGCUCCCGCAUCCAUUGUCACACCACGGUGGAGCAGCUCAGGGCGGCCAUCCCGGGCGAGCUGCUACCGCGCGAGUACGGUGGCAAAGGCCAAACGUUGGGCGAACUUAACGCACGAUUUCGGGACUAUCUGAUGUCGAAACGGAAGACUUUGCUCGCGUUGGACGACAUGGAGAUCGAUAUGCGAGAUCCGCGGGAGGUUGCGACCCACGAGGAGGCAGCAAGUGGCGAGCUGGUGGCCGACGGAGCAAUCGGCAGUUUUCGGCAACUGUCGAUCGACUAACGGACCAGAGGGACAGAAGGAGGUUCCUAAAGACCAAGUUGUUGUUGGAAAAAC